Molecule: messenger RNA, 717 nt
Organism: Panonychus citri (citrus red mite)
Lineage: Eukaryota; Metazoa; Arthropoda; Arachnida; Trombidiformes; Tetranychidae
Product: RNA cytidine acetyltransferase-like
Exons: 1
Coding region: 1-717 (238 amino acids)
Biological process (GO): rRNA acetylation involved in maturation of SSU-rRNA
Cellular component (GO): nucleolus; 90S preribosome
Molecular function (GO): tRNA binding; 18S rRNA cytidine N-acetyltransferase activity
Source: RefSeq, a predicted model, not a curated record
AUGGAUAUUCAUCGAACUUACCAAACUGAAGCUCAUCGUAAUGUUGUCGCUCGAUUUAAUGAACGUUUCAUAUUAUCACUUAAUCAAUGUUCAAGUUUCCUACCUGUUGACAUGGAAUUCAAUGUAAUACCUAUUAAUUCAUGUUUACAACUUGAAGAACCUUCAGAUUAUAAGGAUGUUCCAUCAAUUGAUCUUCAAAAACUGAAUGAAUUGAAGGUCUCCCUUAAAUCGCAACAACCACUGGGGACACUUGUUGAUUGUUGUAAAACUUUGGAUCAAGCGAAUGCUGUUAUAACUUUCAUCGAAUCUUUAUCCGAAAAAACAUUGAGAACAACAAUUUCAUUGACUGCUGCUCGAGGAAGAGGUAAAUCGGCUGCCUUGGGAUUAGCAAUCGCUGGAGCGAUCGCCUUCAACUAUUGUAAUAUUUUUGUCACCUCACCUUCACCAGAAAAUUUGAAAACUCUUUUCGAUUUUGUUAUCAAAGGACUAACUGCAAUUCAUCUUCAACGAAAUCUUGAUUACGAUGUAAUCAACUCAACGGAUCCAGCAUUCAACAAGGCAGUGGUUCGGAUUAAUGUUUUGAGACAAUUUAAACAAACGAUUCAAUACAUUUCUCCGAAAGAAGUUUGUAAGGAUAGUUUAUAUGUUCAUAUGUUUAGAUAUAUAUUGAUCGAUGAUCGUAAUAUAUUAUAUCAUUUGGAUUCAUCUCGCAGUUGA